Molecule: messenger RNA, 526 nt
Organism: Coccinella septempunctata (seven-spotted ladybird)
Lineage: Eukaryota; Metazoa; Arthropoda; Insecta; Coleoptera; Coccinellidae
Exons: 3
Coding region: 83-526 (147 amino acids)
Source: RefSeq, a predicted model, not a curated record
UUAGACUGUUUGAAUACUCGCAAGUUUUCGAAUAUUAUAAACGAACUUUAAGGUGAUAUUACAGUGUUGUGAUUGAUGAUUGAUGAAUUUUCAAGUUAUGGAUAAUAUGCAGUUUUUAGAUAUAACAGGGUUGGAAGUGGACGAGAUUCGUCACAUAAAUUCUUGUCUGUCCGAUACCCCUCAAAGAAUCUCCUUGCCUUGGACUCUCAAGAAGAAAUCUCCCCAAAAAAAAUUACACAGAAAACCAAAUGCAGCAGUCGAAUGUAAGAAGCCAUCAGACGUUGAUGAAGAAACACUGAUCUCAUACGACAAUGCUAUAUCUGUUGAUACACCCACUUCUAAGACGGAUCAUUUCAUUCCCACACAAGUUUCUACAACGGCUGACAAAGAAACAGUUCCCUCCAAUGAAAUUGCGGAAGAACUUCGCAAUUCACCGAGUGCCCCAAUAUCGAACCUGAUCGAAAGUAAUACCGAAGUGAUGCCUGUUAAAGUUGAAAAUAUUGUGGCAACAUCCUCAGUAGGGUAG